AUGGCAAAAUCUAUACCUGCCGUCAGAUUAACGGUCUGGUUCAGAGAAAUUUUCAUGGCCGUGGAGGCCCUGGUAAGAGUGACGGAGCGAUACACUGAAUUGAGAUUUAGGGAGAUAAGGAAGCAAAGGCAAGAGCGGUGGAGAGGCGCGCUCGUAAUGCGUGUAGCGAUAAUUGAUUCCAACGGCUUCCCGAGGAUCAAGGUAGAACGGUCAGGGAUCGCUCAGGGAUUGUUCAGGACACGUACUUUGGUGCUUACCCCACGCUCCGGGCUGCUCUGGGAGUAG
Messenger RNA from Aspergillus niger, 285 nucleotides. RefSeq lists its product as uncharacterized. The record is from RefSeq and is a predicted model, not a curated record. The coding region runs from base 1 to 285 and encodes 94 amino acids. Lineage: Eukaryota; Fungi; Ascomycota; Eurotiomycetes; Eurotiales; Aspergillaceae. The transcript is spliced from 4 exons.